Mauremys mutica (yellowpond turtle) is the source of this 3727-nucleotide messenger RNA. RefSeq names its product zinc finger protein 628-like. The coding region runs from base 31 to 2850 and encodes 939 amino acids. The transcript has 8 exons. The record is from RefSeq and is a predicted model, not a curated record. NCBI's taxonomy places the organism in Eukaryota, Metazoa, Chordata, Testudines, Geoemydidae.
CCAGCUCUGAGCACCAGAGCUUUGAGAUCCAUGCUCAGAAAUCAACCAUCCAGUCGUCUGCAGAGCACCCGAGACGGGACAAUGGAGGCCGCCAGCCUGCCAGAUGAAGGCCAGUUUGCCCCAGGCUCCUUCCUGGAGAAGCUGAAUUUCCUGGUGAAAGGAAUCGGCUGCCCCAAUCCCGAUGUGGGGAGGGCUCCGCGCAAAGUCUUUGACAAGAGAUGGCUGAAUCUACCACAUCCAGCCCCUCCCCCUGCCAAGGUGCCGGUGACCGGAUCCCCUCCAUCAUCUUGCUCCAACGGAUUCCCUGCUGUUGUACCGCUGCCUGUGAGCGCUCAGCAAGAGCCUGUCACCAAACCGAUCGCUGAGGCUAGUGUCUUGUCUGUGCGGCGAAGGAGGACAGCCGCCUACCCCCUGCUUGCUCCUGCAGCUCCUCAUCAGGCCUCCAGCAUGGCCCAGGAACCAUCUCCCCAGGCGGCCCUGGAGCUUCAGGGUGGCACCAGCAGCCUCGACGAGCAGGCCCAGCGGCUGGAUGCAGAGAUCAACGAGCUGAUCCAGCAGUGGGAGCUCAGGCCCGAGGAUGAGGAGUGGGAGGACACGGCCUCUUCCGUGCUGCUGAAGAGUAAAUGGUGCCGGGGUGACCCCAUGGAGCUGGACGACGAGUUCAUCCGGGAGGACCCUGCCUACAACGCAGACAGGGUGGAGAGCGAGGCUCGGGAAGCAGAUGAUGUAGAGGGCCAGGCCAGCAGCCCAGCAGUGCCACCUUCCUCGCCCUCCUCCCCUGCCCAGUCCUCUGAGGCUGCCCCGGACAGCCAGAGGGACUAUUCCCUUAGACCCAGGGGCCCUGCGAAGGAGCGUUCAGCAGAGGAGGAGGGAGAAACCCCCAUGGAGGAGAGCUCAGCAGAGGAGGAGGAGGGAGACUCCCCUGGUGGCUCCACGGAGGAGAGCUCGGAGGAGGAGCAGGAGGAAGCUGAGCCCUCUCCCCAGCGGCAGAGGAAGCGGGGUCCCCAGGGAGGGACGGCUCCGCGUGUCUACCCAUGCCCCACCUGCGGCCAUAAGUUCGCCAACAGCAGCAACAUGCGGAAGCAUCUGCGGAUCCACACGCGAGAGGCGCUGUACUCGUGCCACGCCUGUGGCAAGUCCUUCACCGACUCCUCCAACCUUACCAAGCACCAGCGCGUGCACAGCGGGGGUCGGGAACGCCCCUUCAGCUGCUCCAAGUGCCCCAAGGUCUUCGCCUCGGCCCCCAAUCUGCAGGAGCACCUGCGGCGCCACGAGGGCAUCCGGCCCUUCCCCUGCAUGGACUGCAAGCGCAGCUUUGUGUCGCAGGCAGAGCUGCUGGCGCACAUCCGCAACCACGUGGGGCAGCUCCAGGCCCUGACCCCCAAGGCCUUGCUGCACUGCGAGGACUGCAACAAGAGCUUCGCCAGCCCCAUGCUGCUGCGCCUGCACCAGCGCCGCCACAAGGCCUUCGUGUGUGACGAAUGCGGCGCCGUCUUCACCCUCGAGUUCAAGCUGCUCUUCCACAAGAGCCUGCACAAGGGGCUGCAGACCUGCGGGCGCUGUGGGGUGCAGUACACGGGAGGGCACUUCUGCCGGGCUCAGUCCCAGUCCCAGUCCCAGUCCCGUGCCUCCCAGCCAGGACACAACGGUGCCAAGACUCUGGUUAGAGUCCCUGACUCUGUGCCAGCAGCAGGCUCCGCCCCGGCCAGGCCCCCAGCCCCAUUAGCAGACGGGCCCCCAAGCCCUGCCCCAGCUGGGCCCCCAGGCUCCGCCCCGGCUGGGCCCCCAGGCUCCGCCCCGGCUGGGCCCCCAAGCCCUGCCCCAGCUGGGGCCACAGGCUCCGCCCUAGCCAGGCCCGCAGCCCCAGCCCCACUAGCUGCUGGAGCCCCAACCCAAGCAGCAGUGCGGCCCCACAGCUCAACCACAUUGAUGGCCACUGCCUCAGUCCCUUUGACCAUCCCUCCCUCAGACCCAGUCACAGGAGUGAUAAGUAACGGCCUGAUCCUACUGAACCCGGCAACCUUGCCCCCGGGCACCAAGAUCAUCCUUCAGAUCCCACCCCAGAUGGUUGUGCCCCCAAGGGAUGCAGGCACGAGAGCUGGGAGUACCAACACUUGUACUCUGCAAGGAUCGGUACCCAGGAGGAUGCCAGAGCUGCGCCCAGCCCCAGCCAAAGCUCAGCAGCCAGCAGGAGGGCAGCACGGUGAUCUCACCAGCAGCAGGACAUCAGCAGAGAAGGGCAACGGGCCACACACCCCGCCAGUGCCAGCCCCCUCCCAGCCCCCGCUACCAUCAGCCCCCCUGCAGCCCCCACAGCCUCUGCCACCAUCAGCCCCCCUGCAAUGCCCACCUCCCUCAGGCCCACCAUUGCUAGCUCCCUCUCAGCCCCUGGCCUUGAUGCCGCUGCCAGUCCCUCCACCCCCCUCAGCCCCUCCACAGCUGCCAGCCCCCUCAGAGGAGCUCUGGGCUGAGCAGGGAGCGUGGCACAAACCCUAUAACUUCCGGCAGUCCCAGCCCCAAGGGAAAUACACCGAGGAGGAAGCAGGGGAGGGCAGUGACCCCGGGGGAAGCUCUGGGGAGGACUGGGCAGGGGAGAGCGGGGAUGAAGAGGACGAGGAGCUGGAGCCUGUCCUGCACGGGAAGAGACGAGGCCGGCCCCCCAAGAAGCAAGGACCAGGUCAGUCCCCCAAGAAGCAAGGACCAGGCCAGCCCCCCAAGAAGCGAAGGCGAGGCCGGCCCCCCCUGGGCCCCUACAUCUGUGUGGUCUGUGCCAAGCGCUUUGUGUACCAGAGAUCGCUGAAGCAGCACAUGCGGCUGCGCAGGCACUAUCCCUCCUGCCAGCAGCCAUGAGUGAGGCUCAGAGCGAGCCAUGAUGUCUGGCUGGGCACUACAGUGCCCAACCAUCCCCCCAGCCCCUGUGGGGGGCCCUCAAUGCAAACCCCCUUGCUCUGUCCCUGCACCCCCACCCCAUUGCAGAGCAGGCAGCUGUGUUGGGUUGUGUGGACUGAGCUGUCUGACCAUCCUGGGAGAUCCUGCACCCUGACGUCUCUUCUCGGGCCUGGCCUUCCACAUGCCAUUCUGCCCUGGCACCCAGUGCCAUCCCCGGGUCAUCCACCCCUUGGACUCCCCUGUGUCACUGGGAGCAGAGCAGGGCUUCUUCUCGUGAAAUGCUGCUGCCUCAGCUACUCCACUGCAUAAAAAGCAGCCCUGAGGCUGGCUGGGGGCUGCAUGUCCUUUGUGUGUCAGUGGUUGGGGCAGGGUUGGCAGCAGGCCUAAAGCAGGGGACCCUCUGCUGGGGUGAAGGGCAGCUCUUUCCCUCUGCCCCCUGCGCUCCUUGGCCCAGGGUAUUACCUCCAGGAACUGGGCUCAGACCGGGGACUUGUUUUUUCAUAUCCCCCCGUAUGGCAGAACUUGGACCCAAGAGUGGAAAGGCCCCUGCCCAGCCCCUCUGCCUUAAGGGGUCAGGUGGAGCACAACUGGUUUUAUUGUUUAUUAUUAAAAAUGUUUUCAAGCUAAUUGUUGUAUUUGUGAGUCCCCUGCCCUGCUCAGGACACCAGCACCAGCCUUUCAUGAGGCUGCUGGAUUCAGGUGCCUUGGGUGUGGGGAGCCCGGCAGAGCACUGGUCUUCCCAAGCUGCUGAGAACCUGCCCCAGUCAGCACAAGGUCCCCAGCUGGGAUCCCCCAACCAGUGGCUGCACGUGUGAAUUGACCCUUGGGUGGGGGUUCC